This is a messenger RNA of Microthlaspi erraticum, 684 nucleotides long. The record is from the annotation of a GenBank genome assembly. NCBI's taxonomy places the organism in Eukaryota, Viridiplantae, Streptophyta, Magnoliopsida, Brassicales, Brassicaceae.
AUGGCUGAACAACCUCUCAACGGCGCUUUCUAUGGUCCAUCAGUCCCACCGCCGGCUCCCAAAGGCUACUUCAACAGACGUGGGCACAGCCGCGGCUGUGGCUGCUGCCUCCUCAGUUUCUUUGUCAAAGUCAUCAUAGCCAUUAUCGUUAUCCUUGGCAUAGCCUCUCUCAUCUUCUGGCUCAUUGUCCGUCCUCGAGCCAUCAAGUUUCAUGUGACCGAAGCUUCCCUUACGCGCUUCGAACACACUUCACCGGACAACAUUUUAAGGUAUAACUUAGCCCUCACGGUCCCUGUCCGUAACCCUAACAAGAGGAUUGGAGUCUACUACGACAGAAUCGAAGCUCAUGCCUACUACGAGGGAAAACGGUUUAGCUCUACCACGUUGACUCCUUUCUAUCAAGGACACAAGAACACGACCGUUCUCAAACCAACGUUCCAAGGCCAAAAUCUUGUUAUCUUUGACGCCAGAGAGUCUCGUACUUACAACGCGGAGAGGAUCGCCGGAGUUUACAAUAUAGAGAUCAAGUUCAGGCUUAGGGUUAGGUUUAAGCUUGGGGACUUGAAGGGUCGGAGGAUUAAGCCUAAGGUUAACUGCGAUGAUCUAAGGCUUCCGUUAGCUGCUUUCAACGGAACUACAACCUCCUCUACCGUUUUACCUCUCAAGUGCGACUUAGAUUUUUAA